Messenger RNA from Mesitornis unicolor (brown roatelo), 1554 nucleotides. RefSeq names its product DnaJ (Hsp40) homolog, subfamily C, member 3 (gene DNAJC3). Gene Ontology annotation, cellular component: endoplasmic reticulum. The annotation marks the transcript as partial. Gene Ontology annotation, biological process: protein folding in endoplasmic reticulum. The record is from RefSeq and is a predicted model, not a curated record. Gene Ontology annotation, molecular function: protein-folding chaperone binding; misfolded protein binding. Lineage: Eukaryota; Metazoa; Chordata; Aves; Mesitornithiformes; Mesitornithidae. The transcript has 12 exons.
CCAGUAUUAGUGCUGGACCUACGAAUUUGAGGAGCUGAAUGUGGAAUAAAUGCAGAAGUAGAAAAGCAACUUGAAAUGGGGAAGAAGUUAUUGGCUGCUGGACAGCUAGCAGAUGCGUUAUCUCACUUUCAUGCAGCUACAGAAGGAGACUCUGAUAACUACAUUGCUUAUUACAGAAGAGCCACAGUGUACUUAGCCAUGGGCAAAUCUAAAGCAGCAAUUCGUGAUUUAAGUAAAGUGGUUGAAUUAAAGCAGGACUUCACAUCAGCAAGAUUGCAGAGAGGACACUUACUGCUCAAGCAAGGAAAAUUUGAUGAAGCAGAGGAUGACUUUAAAAAUGUGCUCAAAUCCAAUCCUAGCAGUAAUGAGGAAAAAGAAGCCCAGACUCAGCUGACAAAAUCUGAUGAGCUACAGCGCCUGCAUUCACAAGCAUUAUCUGCCUACCAGCAAGAGGAUUACGAAACCGCUAUUUCUCUUCUUGAUGAAAUCUUGGCAGUUUGUGUUUGGGAUGCAGAGCUACGGGAACUUCGAGCCGAGUGUUAUAUAAAGGAAGGGGAACCAAGCAAAGCCAUUAGUGACUUGAAAGCUGCUGCCAAAUUAAAGAAUGAUAACACUGAAGCCUUCUAUAAAAUCAGCAGAAUAUAUUAUCAGCUGGGGGACCAUGAAUUAUCACUCAGUGAAGUCCGGGAAUGUCUGAAACUGGACCAAGACCAUAAGCGAUGCUUCUCUCUCUAUAAGCAAGUAAAGAAACUCAAUAAGCAGAUCGAGUCAGCAGAGGAAUUCAUCAGAGAAGGCAGGUAUGAAGAUGCUAUCAAUAAGUAUGAUUCUGUAAUGAAAACUGAGCCAGAUGUCCCAGUUUAUGCUACUCGUGCCAAAGAAAGGAUCUGCCACUGUUUAUCAAAGAAUCAGCAGACCACAGAAGCCAUAAAAGUCUGUACAGAAGUUCUGCAGCUGGAACCAACCAACGUGAAUGCCCUGAAAGACAGAGCAGAAGCGUAUUUGCUGGAAGACCUGUAUGAAGAAGCUAUUAAAGACUACGAGACUGCUCAAGCCAAUAGUGAGAACGACCAGCAGAUUCGGGAGGGUCUGGAACGUGCCCAGAGGAUGCUGAAGCAGUCACAGAAGAGGGAUUACUAUAAAAUCCUGGGAGUAAAAAGAAAUGCUCGAAAGCAAGAAAUCAUAAAAGCUUACAGGAAGCUGGCAUCCCAGUGGCACCCUGAUAACUUCCAGAGCGAGGAAGAAAAGAAGAAAGCAGAGAAAAAAUUCAUUGAUAUAGCAGCUGCUAAAGAAGUCCUCACUGACCCAGAGAUGAGGCGGAAGUUUGACGCAGGAGAGGACCCACUGGAUGCGGAGAGUCAGCAGGGUGGGGGCAACCCUUUCCACAGGAACUGGAACACGUGGCAAGGAUUCAACCCCUUUGGAUCUGGAGGAGGACCAUUUACAUUCAAAUUUCACUUCAGUUAGAGCCAAGACUGCUUUCAGUGGCUGCUGCUGCUGGUGGUUUUUUACUUAAUUCAUUGAAAAAUAAAAAGUCUUUCAGUUCAAGACCCAAAA